Messenger RNA from Carica papaya (papaya), 1288 nucleotides. RefSeq names its product small ribosomal subunit protein RACK1. Gene Ontology annotation, molecular function: protein binding; translation regulator activity; ribosome binding. The record is from RefSeq and is a predicted model, not a curated record. NCBI's taxonomy places the organism in Eukaryota, Viridiplantae, Streptophyta, Magnoliopsida, Brassicales, Caricaceae.
CUGCAUCGUCCCUCUCUCGCUCAUAUUCGCCUCUCAGCCUCCCACUAGAAAAACCCUAGGGAGACAGAAGCAAACCACUCGACCAGAAAAUGGCUGAGGGACUUGUACUUCGCGGUACUCUUCGCGCCCACACCGAUAUGGUGACCGCCAUCGCCACUCCAAUUGAUAACUCUGAUAUGAUCGUUUCGGCUUCACGAGACAAAUCAAUCAUCGUCUGGGACGUAAGUAAGGAUGACAAGGGCAAUGGUGUCCCGCGCCGCAGGCUAACAGGGCAUUCUCAUUUCGUUCAGGAUGUUGUUCUCUCGUCGGACGGUCAGUUCGCUCUUUCUGGCUCCUGGGACGGUGAGCUCCGCCUCUGGGAUUUAACCACAGGGGUUUCCGCCCGCCGCUUCGUCGGCCACACGAAGGAUGUGCUUUCCGUCGCCUUUUCGAUCGACAAUCGUCAGAUCGUGUCGGCAUCCCGGGACCGCACCAUAAAGUUGUGGAACACUUUGGGUGAGUGCAAGUACACCAUCCAGGAUGGAGACGCUCACAGCGAUUGGGUGAGUUGCGUCAGGUUCAGCCCUAACACCAUGCAGCCAACCAUCGUGUCGGCUUCUUGGGAUAAGACAGUCAAGGUGUGGAAUCUUACCAACUGCAAGUUAAGGUGCACGCUUGCUGGCCAUUCCGGCUAUGUCAACACUGUUGCUGUGUCACCUGAUGGAUCACUUUGUGCAAGUGGUGGCAAGGACAGUGUGAUUCUGCUUUGGGAUUUGGCAGAAGGAAAGAGGCUUUACUCACUUGAUGCUGGUUCGGUGAUCCACGCCCUGUGCUUCAGUCCAAACAGGUAUUGGCUGUGCGCCGCCACUGAGCAGAGCAUCAAGAUAUGGGAUCUGGAGAGCAAGAGCAUUGUUGAGGAUCUGAAAGUUGAUCUCAAGGCCGAAGCCGAGAAGGCUGAUGGCAACGUCGCCGUCGGCAACAAGAAGAAGGUGAUAUACUGCACAAGCUUGAACUGGAGUGCAGAUGGAAGCAUCUUGUUCAGUGGUUAUACAGACGGUGUUAUCAGAGUUUGGGGGAUUGGGCGUUACUAGGAAGAAGCAGCUUGAGUAGUAAUUGCCAUAAUGCUGUGCUUUUUAUUUUUUGACAGGAAGUAGUUUAUUUUCUUUGUAGCCGGCUUCAAAACGUUAUUUAAGAUUUUGUUUAAAAAUGGUUUCUUUAAGGAUAUUUGGAUGGUUAUUUUCGUGUUUGGAUGUUACUAAUAUCUAUAUGGCUUUGAGGCCUCUGUUAUUUUUGCUUUCAUAUUUUGUUA